CACAGCCAAAGGCAAUAGGCCACGGGUCAAUCUGGAAGUGCGAGGGAGGAUGAGGGGUUAGCGUGCUGGCCAUGUCACGUUCGAGACUCGGCCAGGAGGGCAGUGGCCAAUUUCAUAUUAUUCGCGCGUUGAGCGAGAGGCACGAGACUUCUUCUCCGUCGUCAAAGCGUCGGCGUCGUCGUCGUGUUUCCAAAACAAGGGCCAUUCCACGUGAUUCUCCUCCUACUGCACUAUUACCUGAAAGCGCGUGCUUAGUAGAUGCCCUGAAGUCGACAAAUGCGAGCUUCCUGUUGCUGUCUUUUGCUGGCCUAAUGCAGGACCUGUUCUACAUUUAUUCCCCCGGCCUUCAAGUGCCUAAACCAAUCGAGAAGACAGUCGUGGAUUUCUUUGUGAAUAUGUGCCCAGGGCCUCUUGCCCUCUUCUGCGAGGGCGUACCACGAAACCGGAGCGAACCUUGCAAGAAGCCCAUCGUAAUCAACUUUCCGGACACCAUGAAACUUGGAACAUGUUCGCAGGAAGCUUUUGUAGUUUGUCCAGAGCAGCGGCAACCACAAAGAAAACACUAUGCAAGCUUCAUUGAAAUUCUUGGGUGUGUGCUGGUAAACCUGGGCCAAAGGGAGCUGCAAGCUAUCGUUCCUUACGCUGUUUGUCAGUUGAGCGACCUACUAACGCAUCUCAUUGGGAUGUGGACUAAGAAGUCUCUCCUGGCUGCUGCAAAGGGAACACCAGCAGAGUCUGCAGCAGUACUGUUCGUCAAGCAAAACAGACAGCUGCUGGGCCAGCUGGGAAGUGCAUUUCAGCAGCAACGGCGUCAGCUACAAGAUAUGUGUAAGGAGAUGCAACAGAGUCAGACUCCUCCGACGAAUGGAGUUACGUUGCCUUGCUAAUCGCCUACUACGUGACGUCCCGGUUACCGUCACAUAUGACGGAGCCUGCUGCACGAAUAAAAGUAGCUGCAGACCACCGCUGCGGACACA
Messenger RNA from Ornithodoros turicata, 977 nucleotides. RefSeq lists its product as uncharacterized. The transcript has 8 exons. NCBI's taxonomy places the organism in Eukaryota, Metazoa, Arthropoda, Arachnida, Ixodida, Argasidae. Bases 72 to 887 code for a protein of 271 amino acids. The record is from RefSeq and is a predicted model, not a curated record.